Molecule: messenger RNA, 5871 nt
Organism: Podarcis muralis (Common wall lizard)
Lineage: Eukaryota; Metazoa; Chordata; Lepidosauria; Squamata; Lacertidae
Gene: OXTR
Product: oxytocin receptor
Biological process (GO): cellular response to hormone stimulus; positive regulation of vasoconstriction; maternal process involved in parturition
Cellular component (GO): plasma membrane
Molecular function (GO): vasopressin receptor activity; oxytocin receptor activity; peptide binding
Source: RefSeq, a predicted model, not a curated record
CCAUUUGCCGUCAGACUGAACAGUGUAACUCCAUGAAUGACAACCUAAAGAGAAGCAGGCAGGUCGUUCACUUCACACCAGAAUGUGAUGCUAUAAGCAGGAAGGUGAGUGUUGCUAAACAUAGAAUCACGGGGCUAGAGUGAUCUGGAGCCGUCACAUCCAGCCUCCUGCUUUGAACGUGUGCUGCAGUGUAAUGUACCUUGGGAGUGGAGGAAAUAAUACAAAAUCUGUAGCAGAGGGCAGUCAGGCAAGGUCAAGAGAAGCUGGUUGGCUUCUAACUUUUACCUUUGGAAACAAGGAACUGUAUGGUAAUUUGCAGGCUGCCUGUGGAAGCAAUGAAUCACGUGAUGCCAAAGGAGCCCAGGAGGAAGAGGGUUGAGUAAUUUUGAAGGUAACAGGAAGACAGAGCUGGCUGCUUGGACCUUUUCAGCCCCAGACUUUCCCCUGGUCAGCUAAGCCUGCAGAGAGGGAAAAGCAACUCACAACUCUUCUCCAUGUGCAAACACUAGUGAAUGACCCAAAGGGAGCGAAGUGGAGAUACAUGCAGGAAAGAAAAGACCAAAUGGGAGCAAAGGGGCGUUGCAGAAAAAGGAAAGCAGAACUGAAAGGCCUGGUCCCAAGGAAGGGAGAGCUGUGAAGGGGACUGCAGCUCACAGAGAGAGGCUCCCACCCUCAGAUCAAUCUAGCAAAAGGCACUGGAUGGGAAGCAGCCAGCCAUGGAUACUCUCUGCUUGUUCGCAAGUGACCCGUGGAUCUACAACUGCUCCUUGAGCAAUUCUAGUGUGGAGAACCAGACGUCCCAAAGCAACAGAACUCACGUGAAGCGGAAUGAGAACGUUGCCAAGGUGGAGGUGGCCGUGCUCUGCCUCAUCUUCUUCCUUGCCCUGACUGGAAACCUGUGUGUGCUGGCGGCUAUCCACACGACCCGCCACAAGCACUCCCGCAUGUACUUCUUCAUGAAGCACCUGAGCAUCGCUGACCUGGUGGUGGCCGUCUUCCAGGUUUUGCCUCAGCUCAUCUGGGACAUCACUUUCAGGUUCAUUGGGCCAGAUUACCUCUGCAAGUUGAUCAAAUACCUGCAGGUGGUGGGGAUGUUUGCUUCCACUUACAUGCUCUUGCUGAUGUCCCUGGAUCGGUGCUUGGCCAUCUGCCAGCCUUUGAGGUCCUUACGUAGGAGGUCUGACCGGUUGUCUGUCCUCCUCACUUGGAUGGUGUGCCUUCUGUUUAGCAUCCCACAACUCCAAAUAUUUUCCAUGCAGGAUGUGGAUAAUGGGGUGUUCGAUUGCUGGGCAAAUUUCAUCCAGCCCUGGGGACCUAAAGCUUACAUCACCUGGAUAACCUUGACUGUGUACGUUAUCCCUGUGGUCAUGCUGACCAUCUGCUAUGGCUUGAUCAGCUUCAAGAUUUGGCAGAAUGUGAAGCUAAAGACCCUCCACGAGACCAAUGUGAACUUGACCUCUAGGAAUCCCCAUAGAGGCACCCUCUCCAGGGUCAGCAGUGUCAAACUCAUUUCCAAAGCCAAGAUCCGGACUGUCAAAAUGACCUUCAUCAUAGUCUUAGCUUUCAUUAUGUGCUGGACUCCUUUUUUCAUUGUGCAGAUGUGGAUUGCGUGGGACGAAAAUGCUCCAAAAGAAGAAGUGGCGUUCAUCAUCACCACCCUCCUAGCAAGUCUGAACAGCUGCUGUAACCCCUGGAUCUACAUGCUUUUCACUGGCCACCUUUUCCAUGACCUCUUGCGUCGCUUCCUCUGCUGCUCCUCUCGGUACUUAAAAUCUCGGCAAGGAUGUGACCUGAGCGUUAGCAGGAAAAGCAACUCCUCCACCUUUGUCCUGAGCCUCAAAAGCUCCAGUCAGAGGAGCUUCACUCAGCCGUCCACAGCGUGAGGAGUAGAAACCCAAGUCCUCCAAGAACUGUGCCACAACGAGAUGGGCAGACCGGCCUUAGCGUGUACAUACUUAAAAAUAUGAAAUAGAGGUAUACAGGAGUGUUUGGAUGUAAAUACAUAUAUACAUAUAUAUAAUAUAUUACAUAAAAUAUAUUAAAAUGUGUGUAUGAUGUGCAGGGUACUCAUUAUUUAAGGAGCAGGAUAGCAGAAAGACAGCUAUAGUCUAAUAGUAGUUCACAGAAUGGAUAGCUCAAGGUUCUAGUGCUGUAUUUUUAAAAGACACAAUGGACUCCACAAGUCAUUGAAGCCAUAAGGCAACAUCUGCCCACAGGUACAAAGUGGAGGACAGCUCCUCUUUGAACACUAUUAGAGCAUGGAUCAGAUAGAAGUGGAGGCGUUUUAGGAGACAAACUGCACUUGCAAUAGAAUAACUAUUUCCCUGUCCCAUAUUAACUUUUCAGGCCAGGGGGUGAGAUCAGAUGUGGAAAUGCCCACCACAAAAUGAACUUUCAGAUAGAGAUGGGUUGAUCAGCCUAAAAAUGCUCCAUGCCAUUUAUUCAUGCCCCCAAAGAGGAGUUUGCCCCAUUGCAUUUCAACGUUAAUGUGUAUCUUUAAAAAAAAAAAUCAAUGCAGAAUUAAGACCUUUUUUGAUUUGGUGGUCUGAGCAAGGGAGCUACCUUUAUUAUUAUUAUUAUUUUUAAAAAAUUAAAGACAAGUAAUUGCCACUUGGAGAAGCUUGAAACCAAAUGACUCCUGGAAGUGAUAGGGGCAUGAUAACAUCCCAUUGCUCACAAACUUCUAAAAAGAAAUAACUGCAGCAAAAUAAAAGCAAAAUGGCUGUCCCCAGGAUUUGUAGUGGAGACAAAUUUCACCAGCUGCCAGCCCUGUCUCAUAACUAAAUGCCAUUGCAUGCUGACAAUCACGGACUGCAAGAUGUCGACUACCAAGAUAUUGAAUAUUAUUUAUUUUGUAUUUAUAUAUAUAUAUAUACCACUUAAUGCCAAAAAGGGAGGGGGGAGCUUCUAAGCAGUUCACAAAGUUUAAAAGCAAGUUAUACAAACUGUUAAAAAAUAAAUAUUCAUAAUUAAAAUACACAGUUAAGAACAGGACACUCAGGUUAAGAAAUCAACAUAAACUCAUGCAUCUUCAAAAGCUGUUAGAAUGCCAGUGCAGAUGGGGCCUCUUAUAUUUCAGCAGAAAAUUAAUUCUUCAACACCAGUGCUACUAGUGAAAAAAGUUCACCACUUCAGUCCCAACAAACUGACGGGCAUCAGACUGUGACCAGGCUAACCAGGUUCCCUUUUUUAAAAAAAUCUUAAUGCCCUUGCCAGGCAGUGGGAGGAAAAUCUGGGUAAAUCUGUUCCAGAGUUGUUGGGGGCUUUAUAUGUAAAUAGCCCUGGCUUGGUGGCUAAUAGGCAGCCAGUGCAGGUUCUACAGUUCAGGUAUGAUAAGUAUCUGGUGAGGGCCACCACUCACUGCGUGGAUUGUGGCCUUCUGCAGUAGCCACAGACUCCAUACCAGCCAUAAGAGAAGCCCUACACUGUGUACAUUGCAAUAGUCUAAACAUGAGAUUACCAAUGCAUGAAUCACAGUAGCCAAAGUAUCUUUGCCAACCCAAGAAAAGAUAGCCAACACUGAUUGGUAGGUGGUUUUUGCCCCCUGGGAUUCCAUGGACAACUAUGGCUCCAAGAACUGUUCACCAGUUCUUUCAGGGUGAGUACAACCGGCUCCCUUGGCCAGUAAAGCGAGAUGAGCGCCGCAACCCCAGAGUUGUCCGUGACUGGACCUAAUGGUCAGAGGUCCCUUUACCUUUACCUUUACUGCCUCAUCUAGAACAGUCAAAGUCCUCAAUUCUAGGAGCUGGGAGCUACUCACCUGCAGUCUCUCUUUCUUAACAGAGCUCAGGUUCAGUUUAUUCACCCUCAUCCAGCCCACCACUGCAUACAGGCACUGGUUCAGCUGCUCCACUGCCUCUCCCGACUCAGAUUUAAUUAAACAAUAGCGUUGGCUGGCACACUGAUGGCACUGAGCCCAGUUCUCCUUAUGACUGUUCCAAGCAGCUUCCUACAGAUGUUAAAUAGCCUUUUGGGAUAACAUAGUGCCUUGCAGCACCCCACAACUAAACUGCCAGGGUGUAGGCACAUAGUGCCCCAAUGCAAUUCUUUGAGACAGGCCCUGUAAGUAGAAACAAAACCACUACAGAACAGUGCCUCCAACCACAAACUCGCAGAGAAAGUCCAUGAGGAUACCAUGGUCAGUGUGGUAUCAAAAGCCACUGAGAGUUCCAACAGUAGCCACAAACAUGGUUGCACUUCCUCUGUCCCUCCCCCCAGAGAAGGUAAAAUAUAACUGGAUGCCAAAAACAGCAUUCAGAGAAUAUUCAAAGAAUAUCUGAGCAUCCUUCAAAACUGCAAAGGAGGAUUUUCCAUCCAAACUGGAUUCACUUCUAGAGAUUCUCCACCUGCAGUCCUGCAGUAUCAAUAUCACAUGUUUCCACUGCUUGCAUCCAUUUAGUUCUGCCACUUUAAGGCAAAGAGCCUUUUACAUUACAAUUCUAUGCCAUCUACUCGGAUAUAAAUCCCACGGUGUUUAAUGGGGCUUGCUCCCUAGUUUUAGGAUUGCAUCUUUAGUGGCUGGGGAUAAAUCUGAGGAUAUCUUAAUUGUUGUUUUUAAUCUGCAUUUGAGCAGCUUUUCAUUUUUGCAUUGUAAAUGAGCCAAAAGGAUGGGGUAGGAUAGACAUUUUAAAAUUAAAUCAUGUUAAUAGCAAAGAGCCUAAUUAUCUUGUCUGAAAGGAGAACCCCAGCAAUGCUUCAAAACAGAUGUGAACGCUGGCUGGCUGGCUGGCUGGCUGGAUCCAAAGUACUGCAGCUUUGGGUUAUCAAAUCAGUAGGAUUUGAUUCAGACAUUUUUCUUUUAACCUUUCAACCUUUCUCUUAGUGAAUGGAAAUCUGUAUGAAUAUUGCAUAAGGUCUGAGCCUAUAAGUGCUCAUUUGCUUGACAAAAUGCAUUGGAUAGAUUGGCAAGAAAUUCCCUGUCUUUUUCAGAGUGAGAAUACCACUACGAGUCAGGAAAAUCAGCGGUGUCAUUCAGGAGUAAUUCCACUGAAUACCAUUAAUAGCAGUAACAAUUUUCAGGCCUAGUCUUACAUUCUGAUGUUUUUUUUUAAAAAAAGUAUCCUGAGAAUCCUUAUUAAAUGUGGAAGCCAUCCAUUUCAGUGGUAGAUCUUAAAGCAAUUCAAGAGCUUAAAUGUUUGCAAAAUUAAAGCUAUGGGUUGGAUACUGAGAACCAUGAGCAGCAAGCCACAGAAAGAAGCUAGCAGAAGGGGCCUUUUCUAUUCAUUCAUUCAUUCAUUCAUUCGUUUGUUCGUUCGUUUCGUUCAUUCGUUCAUUCGUUCAUUCGUUCAUUCGUUCAUUCGUUCAUUCAUUCAUUCCUCUCUUCUGCUGCUGGCCUGUAAAGUGUCUCCUGACAACUGGGGAACCUUUCUGAAUGGCAUGGGAUGGAGUAGGAAAGAGGAUUGGCCAAAAUCAGGCACAGACACCUUGGGUGGAGCUCCGCCCCAUUCCAUGCUGUUCAGGAAGGUCCUCCUACUGCUCUCUAUAGGGGGCGGAGGAAGGAAAGGGACAGUCUGUGGACUUCCUUCCUGACAGCAGUUCUCAGGAUCCAUCUCGGGAUCCAUCCAACACAUUGUUCUAAAAAGCUUUACUUAAGGUCGAGACUUAUUUCAUUGUAGAUAAAUUUGAUAAAUAUUAUGUGGCUAUAACUUCAUUGCUGUGUAACUCAUGCAAGUACUUUAAAGAAAAAAAGAUUUUAUGUGAAGAUUUGGUUGUGUUCUUUAAUUUGAAAACAUGGCAAAUAAAAGAAAUGGAUGGAAACCCAAGAAAAAACAAACGGCAAAGCAUCUGUAAAUAUAAAACCGUAAUGCACCAAGCAUACAUUAUGCCAUGCCUUAUUAAACAAGCACUCAUUUUUGUAUUUAUUGAAACAGU